Molecule: messenger RNA, 3003 nt
Organism: Silurus meridionalis
Lineage: Eukaryota; Metazoa; Chordata; Actinopteri; Siluriformes; Siluridae
Gene: ezra
Product: ezrin a
Exons: 13
Coding region: 305-2068 (587 amino acids)
Biological process (GO): regulation of organelle assembly; regulation of cell shape; positive regulation of protein localization to early endosome
Cellular component (GO): plasma membrane; microvillus; apical part of cell
Molecular function (GO): cell adhesion molecule binding; actin binding
Source: RefSeq, a predicted model, not a curated record
UUCUCUCCAUCUGGGAACAAAGGUCGCGUUUCUCAAGGUGCUUCAAAACUCGCUAAUUGUGUGUUAAAGUGGAGCCUCGGCACUCUUUAACUUGAAACGCGCUCUACGCUUUAUCGUAGCCAUUAUCGGGGCGAGGCUCUGACACCAUCUAUUGACAAUGAGUCAGAAAUGAACCUCAACCCGAGCGCUCCUCGCCUCCAGAGCUCAGUCAGUCAAGCAACAACUAAAGCCGGUUCGGUGUGAGCUCACCUUUAUUUCGCUACCUUCCUGAAAGCAGAAACACACACACACACACACCAGGAUCAUGCCUAAACCAGUCAACGUCCGCGUCACCACAAUGGACGCCGAACUGGAAUUCGCCAUUCAGUCUGUCACCACAGGCAAACAGCUCUUUGAGCAGGUUGUCAAGACAGUGGGUCUGCGAGAGGUCUGGUAUUUUGGCCUGCAGUAUAUGGACAACAAAGGAUAUCUCACCUGGCUGAAACUGGAGAAAAAGGUGUUAUCUCAGGAUGUGAAGCGAGAGACCCCCCUACAGUUUAUGUUCCGGGCGAAGUACUUUCCUGAGGAUGUGGACAAUGAGCUGAUCCAGGACAUCACACGCAAGCUAUUCUUCCUUCAGGUGAAAGAAGACAUCUUGACUGACAAUGUCUACUGCCCCCCAGAGACAGCCGUGCUACUGGCUUCCUACUCGGUGCAGGCCAAGUAUGGAGAUUUCUCGAAGGAGUCACACAAGUCUGGUUACCUUACAUCAGAGCGUCUGCUUCCCCAAAGAGUCCUUGAGCAGCACAAACUCUCCAAAGAUCAGUGGGAGGAGAGGAUCCAGGUUUGGCAUGAGGAGCACAGUGGCAUGUUAAAGGAAGACGCUAUGCUGGAGUACUUGAAAAUCGCACAGGAUUUGGAGAUGUAUGGAGUCAACUACUUCGACAUCAAGAACAAGAAAGGAACAGAGUUGUUUCUUGGUGUGGAUGCUCUCGGACUUAACAUCUAUGAGCAUAAUGACAAAUUGACACCAAAGAUCGGAUUCCCUUGGAGUGAAAUCAGGAACAUAUCAUUCAAUGACAAGAAGUUUGUCAUCAAACCAAUUGACAAAAAGGCCCCAGACUUUGUGUUCUAUGCGCCUCGCCUGCGCAUCAACAAGCGUAUCCUGCUGCUGUGCAUGGGGAACCACGAGCUGUACAUGCAGCGCAGGAAGCCCGACACCAUCGAGGUACAGCAGAUGAAGGCACAGGCAAGAGAGGAAAAACACCAGAGACAGAUGGAGAGGGCCCUGCUCGAAAAUGAGAAGAAGAAGAGAGAAAAUAUUGAGAAAGAAAAGGAGCAGAUGGAGAGAGAGAAGCGAGAAAUGAUGAUGAGGCUUACCCAGUUUGAGGAAAAGUCCAAGAAAGCAGAGAAAGACUUGCAGAUGCAGCUGGACAGGGCCGUGCGACUGGAGGAGGAGAGACGAAAGGUGGAGCAAGAGGCUGCUCGUCUGGAGGCUGAGAGACAGGCGGCUCUGCUGGCUAAAGAAGAGCUGGCAAGACAGGCUGAAGACCAGCUGAAGAGCCAGGAGCAGCUGGCUGCAGAACUUGCGGAGUACACUGCGAAGAUCUCCCUGCUGGAGGAGGCCAAGAAAGUCAAGGAAGAAGAAGCUGACCAAUGGCAGAGCAGGGCUAGAGAGGCACAGGACGACCUGGUGAAGACUCGUGAGGAGCUGCACUUGAUGAUGGCUGCUCCAGUACCACUACCGCCACCGCCGCCCAUGCUCAUUGCAGAAGAUGUCCACGUGGAGGACCACGAUGACCACGAGGAAAACAUGCGAAGCUACAGUGCUGAGUUCCAGGUUGAAGGCAUUGAUAACAACCGCAAUGAGGAGGACCGUCUCACCGAGGCUGAGAAAAAUGAGCGUGUGCAGAGACAGCUUAUGGCCCUGAGCUCUGAGCUGGCAGAUGCACGGGACGAUUCCAAGAAAACUCAGAAUGACCUUCUGCACAUGGAGAACAUGCGUGCUGGAAGAGACAAGUACAAGACUCUGCGUCAGAUCCGUAUGGGCAACACCAAGCAGAGAAUAGAUGAGUUUGAAGCUUUGUAGAGACUGAUAUCAAUUUUGAAUAACCUCAACCAAGACAAACCAUCCUGCUAGCUCACCAGUGGUCUCACUUUCCAUUUGGUGUCCAAAUAACUGUUAUUUAGCCUUUCUGACUGUUAUUUAAUCAUGGUAGGUUUAUUGAAAAGGAUUGUAUUUGUAAAGAUUCCUAUGUUUGGAUUAAGGUGUUAUGAAGUGAAGCAAUAUAGAAUUAAGGUCCUUGUGAUUAUGGUUACAGGAGGUCUUAGUUUCCGACCAGCUCAUGAUCCAGUUUGGAGCCUUAACCCACUGGAAUGCAUCUCACAAUAAUCUUACCGAAUUAUGUUCAACAUAAAUACAACUGUUGAAUCCCCAUUUUUAUGGGUUUUAGAACAUUAUGCAAGAGACAUCCAGCCAAGAUCAUAUUUAUGCUUACUGUGCCAUAGCUCUUUAAAAUAGAAUAAUUUAAAAAUAGUUUCCAUCCUUUUUUCUUUCUUUGUAAUAUAGUACUGCUUGCCAGAGAUUUAUAGAUAAUAAAAAUCUCCCUAAGAGAUCAGGCUGGCUGCUGAAGAGACCAACUGCAUUCAUUUUUUAGCGCUAAAGAAUUGAAAGGAACAAAAUGGAGGAAAACUUCAAAUGUCAUUUUUCUUCAUGUUUUUAGACUUGGUUAGCCAUUUUAAGUACUUAUUUACACUAAAUUUGAUUUUGAUAAAUCUUUAUAAUGACAACACAUCACAUUGUUGAGCUUCUAUUACUAUGUGAGAUUUUAAGAUUUAUUUUAUUAAUAAUUUGAAUUGUAUCUAAUUUUGAAUUCUGGAAUGCCAUGAUUGUAUGGGUUAGAAUUUGACUUCAACAUGCCAUUCACAUAUGCUUUAAUACACAUAUCUACCACAUCAAUGUUAAAUGUUCAAAAUUUGAUGUGGGCCAAGUACAGUUUAUAAAAUAAAAGAAAAAAAACACAA